AUUUUACGGGUAAAUGCUACCCUGGUACCGGUAAUGCAACUCUAUGGAGUUUGUGUAGAAUCCGUAUGCAAGUCGAAGUUCGUCGGCAUAUUGAGGGCGAGAACGGAUCAUCUUGGAAGGAGAGAUGUCGGAUCGGGAUAGUACGGAGGAUCAGCCCCAGGGCCAAGCUGGGGUGCAGGAAUUGGCCACAAAAACCCUCCACAUUCAGAGUAAGAGGUACUACCUUGAUGUCAAACAGAACAGGAGAGGGCGCUUUCUAAAGAUAGCAGAGGUAAGCGAGGUCGGAGGUAGAGGAGGUAAGAGCCGGCUCACGUUGGGCAUGUCCGCCGCUGCCGAGUUCCGGAACCACUUGACGGACUUCAGCGAGCAUUACGCACAGCUUGGGCCCGCCAGCCACGAUAACCCGCCAGACGACGGACGACUCAAAAGUGAAGUCAUCGUCAAAGAGAACAGACGGUAUUACCUUGACCUCAAAGAAAACUCACGGGGGCGCUUUUUAAAAGUGUCACAAACAGUGAACAGAGGAGGUCCAAGAACACAGAUCGCCGUGCCUGCCCAGGGUCUUGUAGAAUUCAAAAACGCCCUCACAGAGUUACUAGAUGAAUUUGGAGUGGAUAGCACAGAGGAAGGUCAAGGAAAUGUCCCAGAGAGUAGAUCAUUUAGGGUUGAAAAUAAAAAUUUCUACUUUGACAUCGGACAGAACUUCCGUGGAGUUUACAUGAGGAUCAGUGAAGUACAGCCUCGAAAUCAAUUCCGCACAUCCGUCACGAUUCCGGAGCGAUCCUGGGCCCGUUUCCGAGACAUCUUCUCAGAGUACGUCGACAGGAUGAAGGAGAUUAGAGCACCCGAAGGAGGAGGUCAAGGGGACGAGGGAGAUUAGGAUAAUCCAACACUCACCUUAAUCCCCUCAGAAUCCUCAUCCCCCUCAACAGAAGAGAAAAAAAAACAAAAAAAAGAAACAGACUCUAUACCCUCUGCCUCAAGAAGACUGGAAAAUGACGAAAAAAAGGAGAAAAAAAUGGAGACAAGAAAUCUAUGACAGAUGAUUAUUACAUAACAGUGUGUGUAUUCAUGGCUUGGGAAAAAACAACAACAACAACAUGAGAUGGAUAUUUGUGUGGGAGAGACAGUUGUGAUAUAAAAAAAAUAAUAAUUUAUAUAAAUCUAAAGAUUUUAUCAUAUUGAAAUGGAUUUUUUGUAUCAAUGAAAUUGAGGAAUGAUUAUUUUUUUUUUGCAAGUGUGUUGGUUCAAUAGAGAAGGUAUUGAAACAAUGUAUUUGGUACAAUAAACCACCAAAAAAAUUGAAAAAGUCGAGUUUAUGAAUUCCAAAUAUGUGUAUGCGGACACAGCUAAAGUUUCUUUUUUGUUUUGUUUUGUGAACACAUCGCCAUGACAAUGAUUUUAAGUCUCGGUAGGUGAGAAAAGGAUCCAUAAAAUUAAAUUUUAAGCCAAUUGUCCAGAAAAAUAUAAAUCAUAUUUAUACACGAUUUGGAUAUAUCACUGAUCACAUAAAAAAUGAUCUAACUUGACUCUCCCAAAUUGAAAAUUUUGAAAAGUGAAAUGGGUGUUGUUAGAGUUUACCUCUGAAUCAAAGACAAAAUAUUUCAAAUUCAUGCCUGCUAAUAGAAAAAAAACAUGAUUGGUAUCAAUUGUAUGACACAAUAUGCUUGCGUGAUAAAAACCAAGCAAAGAAGAUGAACGAAAAAGGUUUUUAGCAAUGCUUUUGUAAUAAUUUGAUUUUAACAAUGUCUAAGAGAAUAUUUUAAGGUAUUGGAGUUAAUUUGCAGAGGAACAAUGAGCCAUUUGAAAAGACAAUAAAUAACAGGACAAGGGGGGGGGGCGGUUCAAGGCUUGAAAGGGCACAACGUGACAAGGAUUCAAUUGCACCGACCAAGGACAGGAAAAACUGACCGUGGGAUAAAACUGGCAUCCGGAUUGUUCAUGCUGACACGCAGGAUGGGGAUACAUUGAAGGAGGGGAUGGAUUACAGGUGAAGGACAGAAUUGCCCGCGACACGGAUAAACGGAUGGUGAGACCGCUUCAGACGGAGUUUCCUUUUUACGGAAAUAUGUGUAGAGUUAACAGCCUGUGUGAUUGCAUAUAACAAAAUAGAGCUAUUUAAUAAUUUGAUGAAAAAAAGAGGAACGAUGUAAAAAAAAAAGAAUGAGGGAGACAUAUUUGUACAUGUGUUUAUGAUAGAGAGCCUUUUCUAACAUCAGAAUUUUGAGUUUUCUUUUCUCUAUUUUUCUGGAUAUAUCUGGUUCCUGUUUCUCUUUUAUAGUGACUGAAUCAGACUUGAUUACUUUUUUAUAACAGGGGCAAGCGUAACCAUUGAAUUAAUGUUCAUGUGGUCCAGGGGCCUGUUUCACAAAACUUGUUAUGAUAACAAGUUUGUUAAAAGCUACUGAAAUCCUUCAAUCUGAUUGGCUGAUGGUAAACUUGUUACAGAGAUUGUGCAUUUGUUGUUAUAACAAGUCUUUAUGAAACGGUAUUGUGAUCUGUUCCAGCUUAUUCAUACACUCUUCCUUGCCUAUAUGUGGUAUUCGAUACUUUGUCUAAAAGGCAUUAAUUUUGUGAUUUUUUUCUACUAUCAAUUAAGUGAAGGUGAAUACUUUAUCAGUCUUCUGUACAAUUCACAUUGGAUCACAGAAUUCGGAAAUAUGAAAAUAAUUUCAAAAAAUCAGGAAAAAAAAUCAAAUCAUUUGAAAUUGUUCACUGUUACUCCAUGCAAUUACUAACGGGUCAACAAAUUAUUUCAAUCUUACGCCUGCCCCUUAACAAGCAUGUACAAAAUUGCCAGAAAUGUUUGACAAAUCUCGGCCUUCACAGUGUAGAGAGAGAGAAAAAAAUUCUGAGAUAAAUAAAUCUUAAGAGAGUUAUAUUUACAUUUUUCACUUGUGUCAAGCUUAUAUAUAUAUGAAUAUUGGAUAUUUUGUCUUAUUUUUUUUCUCUGUUAUAAACAAAGAAUUCUGCACAUUUCUUUUUAAUCCUGCCUACGGGAGCCCUGUAGCCAGGAGAUGCCUCAUAGAGUUAUUUAUAUAAUCAUAGAGAGUGUUUUUUGUGUUGUGAUGACCAACAAGGUGUUUCAAGCCAUUGAGAGAAAGAGAGAAAUAUAUCUCCCAAUCUAAUGUAUAGUGUUGGUUUGUUUAGCUAGCGAGUUCACCGUUGCCCCCACGUAGCCCUAUUAACGUAUGGAUUAGAUCUGUAGUGGUAUAUAUAGAGAAAGAAAUUGGCAGCCAUUUUGCUCCUACCUUAUUGUUUUGCAAUUACAGUGUAAGCGGUGAGGGCCACUCACUGGCAGCCAUUUUGGUACACCCAUCUUCAUUGACUUGUAUUAAUGUUUAUUUACAGCCAUUGGCGACCCUAAUCCUGCUUCAUAUCAGUCUUUUCAGCUUUUUAAAGAGAAGAAUGCAUUCUUUUCACAAGGCCCCACACUUACUUUUUUUUCUUGGACCGAUCAGUCCAUCAAAAUCAUCAAUUUCAUAUUUUUGCUGGCCCAAAAAGCAAAUUUGGUGGCACUAAAACAGUAGAAAAGAUUACGAUUUAUCAAAACUUUGGUAGACCGAACGGGCCACCAAGUGUGGUCUUUUGCAGAAUUUUGGUGGCCUGACUCUCAUUUUUGGUUGCCCCGGGCCAUUGCUAAUGUCGAGCCCUGCUUUACAAGACUGCACAUGCAUCUAAACGAAGCGUAUUCUUUUUGAUGCCCUUAAUAUUGUGAUUAAAACUUAUUUCAAGCCAAUCCAUAUGAGAGAAGAUUCUUGUCAAAGCAGUCACUUAUAAGGGCUUGUAUUCUCAAACCGAGCUCAUUCAUCUUUUUUUAUCAUUGGAUUAGGAAAUUGUAGAUGUAAAUGGUUUCAAAAAGCCGGUGAACAUUUGUGAGAUGAUUAGGAGCUGUAACUAAU
Molecule: messenger RNA, 3902 nt
Organism: Lytechinus variegatus (green sea urchin)
Lineage: Eukaryota; Metazoa; Echinodermata; Echinoidea; Temnopleuroida; Toxopneustidae
Product: transcriptional activator protein Pur-beta-like
Exons: 6
Coding region: 125-880 (251 amino acids)
Biological process (GO): regulation of transcription by RNA polymerase II
Cellular component (GO): nucleus
Molecular function (GO): RNA polymerase II transcription regulatory region sequence-specific DNA binding; purine-rich negative regulatory element binding; DNA-binding transcription factor activity, RNA polymerase II-specific
Source: RefSeq, a predicted model, not a curated record